AUGGAGAAAAGAACCAUAGUGAUGGAAAAGGCAAAUCAGAGUGUUGGAAUCACCUUCAUCCUCCUGGGCUUCUCUGAAUACCCACACCUCUGGGCACCCCUCUUCUUGGUCUUCUUGGCCAUCUACACAGUCUCUGUAGUGGGGAACGUGGGUAUGAUUGCAGUCAUCAGAAUCAAUCCCAAGCUCCACACCCCCAUGUACUUUUUUCUCAGCCAUCUCUCCUUUCUUGAUUUCUGUUACUCUUCUGUAACUACACCCAAACUCUUAGAGAUCUUGGUUGUGAACAUAAAGACUAUCUCUUACAUGGGUUGCAUGAUGCAGUUUUUCUUUGGCUGCACAUUUGUGAUUACGGAAAUGUUCAUGUUAGCCGUGAUGGCCUAUGACCGGUUUGUUGCUGUUUGUAACCCCCUGCUCUACACAGUUGCUAUGUCUCCUAAGCUCUGUAUCCUCCUGGUGGCCUCAACUUACUCAUGGGGUGGGUUAUGUUCCUUGACCCUCACACGUUCUCUUUUGGAACUAUCCUUCUGCGGGUCACACAUCAUAAAUCACUUUGGCUGUGAGUAUUCUGCCAUCAUCUCUGCCUCCUGCUCUGACACUUAUUUCAUUCUGAUGCUGGUUUUUAUCAUGUUCAUAUUCAAUGAGGUGUGUAGCCUCCUGAUUAUCCUCUCCUCCUACCUUUUCAUCAUUGUCACAGUUAUCAAGAUGCCAUUUGCUGGUGGGCUCCAAAAAGCUUUCUCCACCUGUGCCUCCCAUCUGACUGCCAUCGCCAUCUUCCAUGGAACCAUCUUUCUUCUCUACUCUGUGCCCAGCUCCAAAAAAUCACUUCUCUUCAUCAAAAUAGCCACCGUGUUUUACACAGUGGUGAUCCCCAUGUUAAACCCCCUUAUCUAUAGCCUUAGAAAUAACGAUGUGAAAGAGACGAUCAGAGAGUUAAUCAAUGUCAAACAACUGUUUUCUCAAUGUAAUUUUGACUAG
Messenger RNA from Sus scrofa (pig), 975 nucleotides. RefSeq names its product olfactory receptor 1165-like. Gene Ontology annotation, cellular component: membrane. Lineage: Eukaryota; Metazoa; Chordata; Mammalia; Artiodactyla; Suidae. The record is from RefSeq and is a predicted model, not a curated record. Gene Ontology annotation, biological process: G protein-coupled receptor signaling pathway. Gene Ontology annotation, molecular function: olfactory receptor activity; G protein-coupled receptor activity.